Molecule: messenger RNA, 850 nt
Organism: Esox lucius (northern pike)
Lineage: Eukaryota; Metazoa; Chordata; Actinopteri; Esociformes; Esocidae
Gene: btf3l4
Product: basic transcription factor 3-like 4
Source: RefSeq, marked provisional
AUAUCCUCCAAUCUCGUAUUUCGUUGCCGCAUGCUUCCUCGGAUAUCUGUGAAUCAGGUAGCAACAUGAACCAAGAAAAAUUAGCCAAACUUCAAGCCCAGGUCCGGAUAGGAGGAAAGGGCUCCGCACGAAGGAAGAAGAAGGUGGUACACAGAACAGCAACAGCUGAUGACAAGAAACUGCAGAGUUCACUAAAGAAAUUAGCUGUCAACAACAUUGCUGGUAUUGAAGAGGUGAACAUGAUAAAGGAUGAUGGGACGGUCAUCCACUUCAACAACCCCAAGGUUCAGGCAUCUCUGUCAGCCAACACCUUCGCCAUCACCGGCCACGCCGAGACCAAACAGCUCACUGAGAUGCUUCCUGGCAUCCUGAGUCAGCUGGGCGCCGACAGCCUCACCAGCCUCCGCAAACUGGCAGAGCAGUUCCCUCGGCAAGUUCUUGACAACAAAGCCCCUAAAGCUGAAGAUAUUGAAGAAGAAGAUGAUGACGUCCCAGACCUGGUGGAGAAUUUCGACGAAGCAUCAAAGAAUGAGGCCAACUGAGUGAUGAUCCCCUUCAGAACCCAGAAACAGCAAUUAGAAAGAUGAUCGCUCCGGUGUUUUAACUUCUAGCUACGAAGACUUAUUUCAAACAAUCUGCCGUCUACCAGAGACUUUUGCAUUUUAAACGGCCCAAGGAAGUCGUCAUCAGACUGUCUUGCGCACUUAAACUCCCAAAAUGUUGGUCGGCGGUUCGGUACUUUUCACCACAUUGUCGGUCAUGAUCAGGAUUCCGGUGGUCAUUAAUUAAAGCUAGUCUUAAGAAUUAUUUGUUUACGGAACAAAAUAAAGUGUAUUAACAUUUUCUACAU